AUGUCGACAGCAGCCCCCGCGAAACACAAGUUCCUCGUCUAUGCUCCGGACAAGACUGAGGAAGGCACCUUCGAGAAGCGGCUGAGCGUCCGUCCCAAGCAUAUUGAAGUUGCCCAUGAGCGAAAUAUCGCUGGGAUUGUCAAAUUGGGCGGUGCUGUGUUGACACCUGAAUCCAUUAGCUCCCCGACAGCUCAGAAGAAGAUGGUUGGUUCUGCCUUCAUCUUCGAGGCGGAAUCACUUGAAGAAGUUAAGAAGAUGGUUGAAGGAGAUAUUUACUACACGUCCGGAGUGUGGGAUCCGGAGAAGAUUAUCAUCUUGCCUUUCGUAAACGCGACUCCUAUGCCCUAG
Coprinopsis cinerea okayama7#130 is the source of this 348-nucleotide messenger RNA. RefSeq lists its product as hypothetical. The record is from RefSeq and is a predicted model, not a curated record. The transcript has 4 exons. Lineage: Eukaryota; Fungi; Basidiomycota; Agaricomycetes; Agaricales; Psathyrellaceae. The coding region runs from base 1 to 348 and encodes 115 amino acids.